AGAUUAUUUGCCGUGAAGUAAGUGAUCCAGUGAUGGUCGUGUGACGCGAACAGGGUGCUGAAUUCGCGCAGUGUUUGUGCUGAACAAGAAAAAAUUCAGCAACUCACCCUGUUCGUAUCUGAAGAAAAAAAAAGAAAGGUCAUCGGAUGAAGAGUGGAUCCCUUGGGGAUGUGACGCUGUUCCGCGCGUUGACGAUGAAGCUGGUGUCGCGGUGCGGGCUCCUUUGCGUCCUUCUCGCGCUUUUCGUCACCGUCUUCGUGUAUCAAGUGCGAGAGUCGCCGCUUUUGGGCAUCGGACGCACCGACGACUUGGCGUCCGUGUACCAACCCAUGAAAGUGAAUCCGGCGGACUUGAAGCCCAAGCGGCCCGUGCACACGUUGAGCGGCGACGGAGAACCCGAAGAAGAAGCUGGCGCUGAUUCGGAAGAGGAAGAGCCGGCUGUGGUUGACCCGAGGUCCAACAAUGAAGAGGAAGAAAGUGACGACACCGGCGCCACGACGCAAAGCAGGGCAUCUCGGGACAAGAUGGCAGCUCAAGAUGCAGAAGAAGCCACGGAUGACGAGGAAGAUUACUACCCCGAGAUUCAUUUGGCCUCCGUGAGCUGUGGGAACAAGAGAGCAACUGGGAACAUUGUGACUAUGUUGCGAACCAUUGCGACCUUCCUGGAAUCUGACGAGUAUUUCAUCUCUGUGCAUGUUGUUUGCGACAACGAACAUUUGGAAGGCAUCCGGCGAGAGGUGGCAUCGUGGACAGCAGAAAUCCUCAAGCGCUUGCAUGUUAGCCUCUACUCGACAACGAUACCGAAGAACAUGACGACCCAGCUUUUCAACAAGAUGAACAGCGCCGAGGCCGGGUUUGAGUGUGCUUUCCAAAAACUGUUCUUGAGUGAAAUUCUUCCACGGUCCGUGAACCACAUCAUGUACAUCGACGCAGACACGCUUUUCUUAACACCCGUCGAAGACGUGUGGAAAGAGAUUCACAACGACCUGGAGAAGAAGCAUUUCAUUGCUGCCGUGAAAGAGUACGAAUUGGACGAUGUUCCAGACAAACAACUCACCAAACAAAUGCAGUAUAAGUCGCCGGUUCCUCAUUUCGGCAAUUCUGCCUCUCUGGUCAGUCUUUCUUCAUCAACCGUGGAGAGUGGUCGCAAGACCCCUUUCCCGGGACUUUACAUUGGCACACUCGGAGGACAGGGGCAACAUCAGAGUGCCGAUACGGUGCUUUGCAUUUGCGCCUGA
Messenger RNA from Notodromas monacha, 1238 nucleotides. The record is from the annotation of a GenBank genome assembly. Lineage: Eukaryota; Metazoa; Arthropoda; Ostracoda; Podocopida; Cyprididae.